AUGCCUUGGAAUGCCAACCUAGGUUCAGCGAAACCAAUCUCAUUGAAAAAUACCAAGCUUUCUGUUUCCCCACAAUCAAUUAAGGCUACAUACCUCAUUGCAUCUUAUUGGCUCCAUGGCCACGACCCGAUACAGACCUCGGGAGUGUACCAUGUCAUCAAGCGCCGAGUAUCAAGAUCCGAUACGGCACCAACGGACGCUACAGCAUUACCCCUCUAUUACCCCUCUAGCAGUGACUCAUUCAUCGAGAUUGGAGGUGGGGGUAGUCCCAUGGUGGACAAUAAGAACACUGUCGUAUGA
Penicillium hordei is the source of this 300-nucleotide messenger RNA. RefSeq lists its product as uncharacterized. Bases 1 to 300 code for a protein of 99 amino acids. NCBI's taxonomy places the organism in Eukaryota, Fungi, Ascomycota, Eurotiomycetes, Eurotiales, Aspergillaceae. The transcript has a single exon. The record is from RefSeq and is a predicted model, not a curated record.